AUGGACAUUAAGGGCUCUACUAUGAAAAUGCCAACCGUUGGAUUGAUUUUAUAUUUCGUUUUGGUAUCUUCCCUACCAUACUUUGUUAAAUGUUCGGAUCAGAAAGCUCCUGGACGAAUCCUUCCGAGCCUAACGCUUUUACCACCGCGGGCCAUCCAAAGCAGCGAAACAAAUUCACCUAUUAAUAUAUUUGACACAGCAAACAUAGAAUCAAAUAGCUACAAAGGUUUAGUUGGACGCCCUGGUAUUGACUUUCCAGUUUUAACACACAUCCCUCGUACAGUAUUUCAAUGCGAAAACCAUGGUAAUGGAUACUUCGCCGAUCUUGAAACACGUUGCCAGGUAUUUCACAUAUGCGAUGACGGAAAGAAAAUCUCAUUCCUUUGCCCGAAUGGAACAAUAUUUCGCCAGUUGGAUCUGAUUUGUGACUGGUGGUUCAAAGUGGACUGCGCCUCAACACCAAAUCAUUAUGCAGAGAGCACAGAGAUGCUGGUACAAGCAACACGAGCCCGACUUCAAAGCAAGCAUCCCAUUGCCCAGCCUAUCAAUCCGAAUGAUCAACGUCUGCAAAUCGAUCUGCAAUAUAAACGACUGCUAUUGGACAACAUGUCUUCACAACACUCGCAUCAACUAUCAGCCGAGAUACCAAUCGAAAAUGAAAUGAAAUUGAAUCGGCGGAUGGAUGCAGUACAUUUGGAGGAACCUGCAAUAGGAAACUUUAGUGGAAUUGUCAAUCGUUUUCGUAGCCGAAAAGGCAGAACAAAGAAGCUAUUUACAUCCGGUACCAGCGACUUACCAGAUAGGUCACAAAGUGCAUCAUUUGCAUCGAUCGCUCAAAAGAUGUUCGACACGUAUUACGACAAUGAUCAAAAGCUUGUGAAGAUCAGUGGAAGAUUCGACGAAAGACCCGAUUCGGAUUCAAACAACACAACGGAAGAAAAAAAAUCUAAAGAAGCUGCUAAAACCAGCAACAAUAAUAACGCUCUCGACUAUAUACCGUAUACAACGGCGCGUAAACUGAAUUUGAAUGGCAAAUUUACGCAAUUUUAUUCUCCAACUGUACCCACGUUCCUCACCAGAACUGCGGUGACCACUAACAAUGGCAAUGAUAGCAGAAAAUCAACAUCAAAAACAAAAAAUGCUGAAACUGUGGACAAACAAAGUUAUCGACAACGUUCCAUAGAUACGCAAGAAUCAGUUAUGGAUCACGCAAUGGAAAUUAUGAAGACCAUUGAAAGUUUAAAAAUAGAAGAUAUAAUCAAAAAUGGAGAUGCUAAAGUCUUCGCUAAGACGUUUAACGAUCAAAAUCCUAAGACUAAUAAUUCUAGACAAACUUCUGGGCCAUCAGAAGUUCGAUCUGAACAUUAUUUAUUGCAUACACCAGCAAUAAACAGCAAGCUUAAGCAGGACUCAGUAGAGUUUUCUUUAUUGAACGCGGAGCGUCACAAGCGACCAGCUCAACGAAAAUUAGAUAUCGAUGUCGGCAACAGACCAUUGCUCACUCGAAAUACACUGAAUGCGUAUGAUCGUCUUUUCUAUUCUAAACAAAUCGAGAAGCACACUCUAAACAAUAACACAGGAAAUGAUCUGACCUACAUAGAUUCAACAUUAGAUCAUGAUUUAGAAGGACAAGCCAGUCGGUAUCCCGUGCUGGGCAUGACAAACUCCUCACAGAUACGUGAGUUGGCGCAGAUUUUUACACAUGCACUAUCUGCAUACUUGCAAGAUCCGAUCGCUUUUCGACAAAUCUUGACAGAAAUUCGGCCGAAAGCUCCGACAGUUUUUACAAUAGUCGACAAAAGCGACACAUUUGGUGAAGUAAUAGAUACUACAACUAGUUCCCCAAACAUUGCUACAGUCUUUUAUGCGCCAUUGAAAGUAGAAGAAAAUUUGGAAUCGUCUGACCUCUCAGACACAAUAACUCCAUUAGCGACAACAGCUUCUUCCUACUCCACUCUUCCUACUGAUUUGACAACAACUCAAUUUCGAGUCGGUUCACAACAAAGGACUUACAACUCCGACGCAAUAAAAGAAGGUAAAAGUUUAUCGAUUCAGCUUAUCACAAGCCGACGGAAUGAAUUAGCAGAUGAAGUGAACGGUGAGUUAGGUACGCAAUCUUCUACUAAUUAUUUUGAACACGGCAGUACUUACGAUAAGUUACGGAAAACCCCACAUAAGCUCGACUCUUUGUAUACUACAGCGCCAUUGAACGAAGGGUCAUAUAACGUAUAUUCUGAUAUGUACACUUCCAAGAAUUACCCCGAUUUAUCCACUACUACUCAAGUACAAUCGUCCACAAGUGAAACGACUGAGACCGUCACAACAUUCAAAUCACUUCUAAGGCCUCCCUUGAAAAUUUUAACGCAAGCUCUAGUUUUACAAACACCAAAAUCAACAACCAUACUGGAAGACGACGAGGAACUGCAGAGAGCUCAAAGUGGUUCUAUCCUUGGAUCAUCACAACGCAAAAAAAUAUAUGAUCGGCAUGAUAGCAGUAAAUAUACAAUUAUAAAUUUAGAAAACUUUAAACAUGCAUAUGCUAAUGCUGCGGACACAACAACUAUCAGCACAUCACCUUCUACGGUUGGAGUUAAUAGCUUUCAAACAGUUAAUGAAACAACUGUUCCACAAAAUCACUCUCGUUCUACAACGUCGUACACAGUAAUCUUCGAUCCACUUACUAUCAACGAUGAGUUGAUGGAACUUCACAAUCCAAAUCCUACUAUUGCCAAUCUUCCUGCUUCGCACCAAAUUAAUCAGUAUAUAUUGAACGAUUCUUAUAAGAGCAAAUCUUCGUUGGUAUCGGUCACUGGAACACAAACCCACCAACAAACUACAGCUUCACCCUCCUGGUCUGGAACAACUUACACUGACUUUGCAGAACCGGACCUUGCCGGGAUGCAAAAAAAAGCGAACGAAAUGUUUGGUGAUCUGAGUGACGCACAAGCGAAUAAGUUGAUGAGUGUAAUGAAAAUGGCGGAUACCGAUACAUCAAUGAGAAAACUAAUUUUAUUGUUGAUACGUACAUGCGGCGACGAUCCAUCGGCUUCAAAUGAUGAAUCCCGCAAGGCUCUUCUUGAUGCACUUAUUAACGUAGAAGGUGUAAACACAAAUUCGGAUCCUCUGUCUUAUCGCAAUGAAUUUAUACUUACCCGUGAUGCAGAACAUCGACAAGGACGAUUGCUCGCGGAUGUAAUAUCAAAUGGUAAUGCAAAUGGAAUGAAUAUAACUGGCACAACGGAAAACUAUGCUGCAUCUAAUGACGUCCAAUUAGAAAAUAACACAGCCCACGAAAGUAGCGAAGUGUAUGCUGAUGAAGAGGAAUUCUUCAAAUCACAACAACAAACAUCAAUUUACACAACGGCGGCUACAACAAUCAUGCAAUAUGCUUCUUACGAUGCAGAAACUAGCUACUUACCAAUGGAUAGCACGCGGGAAGGUUUGCCAAACAAAAGUGAUGUUAAAGAAAGAACACAAAUUACAACUCAACUACCACCUGACUUUCAAACAACAGCUGAACAUACCACGACCGAGCCUACAACCGAAUCUACAAUAGCCUAUGGAACGACAGGAUUAGUACACGAAAAUGUAUUCCCAACAACGCGCAUCGGGGACGUAUCUAUUUCAUCAGUAGAAUCUUUUGAAUCAAAUCGAUCGGAUGUAGAAAAGGAUCAACAUAUAUCUACUUUCCACCGUCACCCGAAAGAUCUAAAUGAUUCUUUUGGAGACCCCUCAAAUAAUCCGAGGGUCAAUCAAUUUAGCUCGUCGCACCGUUCUGAUACGCGCGCUCUAGAACUACUAAAGUCACUUUACUCGUUAGCCGCUCGUUGGGGUUGAUGUAUAUGUUUUUCGAUAAUUUUCCGUAAUUUUCCGUAGAUUUUUUAUUUAAAACAAUUAACGCCAUCAUUCUAUUCAGAAAAUAUCAGCAUUAAAAAAUAACAGUAAUCGAGCCAGAGAGUUUGCCGAUUAUUCAAAAUGAGAACAAUGCGUAUUUAAAUACGACAGAGAGAUUGUUAAAAAAUGAAAAUGUUGCCUUUAUGGUUUUGUAGUUUUACAGACACAGCUUCAAAGUCUCUACAAUAACACAACAACAACUGCAGACACAGCUUUGAAAGACGACGGUGAAAGAUGACUAUAAUGUAUAUGAAAGGAAAUAUUCAAAAAACAAACAAAUGCAUGUGAGAUAUGAUGAAACUGAACGAUUUUAUUAUCCCCAUGAAUAAUUCGCAAAUAAUUUUUUCAUCGGUGAGCAUUGUAAAGCGAAAACGAAAGCGAAGUUUUCAAAAGAAAACGAAGACAACCGUUCGCCUUAAAAACUCUCCAUUGCCCCUAUUUACCAAUUUUCCCCAUCAAUGAAAACCUUUCUAGCACGGAAAAUGAUGAAAAAAACAUAUUUUGUUAAGAAUCACUGAAAAUUGAUGAAAUAUAAAUAUUUAAUUGAUGGGUUUAUUA
This is a messenger RNA of Anopheles bellator, 4452 nucleotides long. RefSeq lists its product as uncharacterized. The transcript has 3 exons. NCBI's taxonomy places the organism in Eukaryota, Metazoa, Arthropoda, Insecta, Diptera, Culicidae. Gene Ontology annotation, cellular component: extracellular region. The coding region runs from base 1 to 3837 and encodes 1278 amino acids. Gene Ontology annotation, molecular function: chitin binding. The record is from RefSeq and is a predicted model, not a curated record.